AAAUCGAUUUUCUUGAACAUCUAGAUAGAAAAAGGCACAUACUCCACAAUUUCCCACCUCAUGACCAACGCUGCAACUGACAAGUCCGUUGCUUCUGUUGCGAGGGAUGUGCUGACCGGGAAACCGGGAAAAUCGCCAGAUGCUGCUGUGCAUCUUCUUUCGGGCGGAUUGGCUGGGUUGACUUCAGCAGUUACGCUUCAGCCGUUUGAUCUUCUCAAAACGAGAUUGCAACAGCAACAUCUGGAAACUUCCAAAUUGACCAUUGCCGGUGAAAUCAGAAAGCUUUCCCAGCUUAAGGAACUUUGGAGAGGAGCUGUACCUUCUGCCUUGCGGACUUCGGUUGGAGCCGGAUUGUACUUUACGACGUUGUCGAAGAUGAGAGCGGCUGUAGCUCAGUAUAAUCACCGAGAUUCGUCAGUUACUUCUGUACUUCCUAAACUUUUACCCAUGGAGAAUUUGGCUACCGGCUUUGUUGCCAGAGCCAUUGUGGGCUACAUUACCAUGCCAAUAACUAUGGUAAAAACCCGGUUCGAGUCAAAUAUCUACUCAUACCGUACGAUGGGUGAAAGUAUCGUCGGAAUCUAUAAAGACAUUGGCCCCGACGGAGUGGUCCACCGUUCUUCUUUGCUCAACUUCUUUAAAGGCUCAGUGGCCACUUUGGCUAGGGAUUGUCCAUAUGCUGGGUUGUAUGUUCUCUUUUAUGAAGGGUUCAAGAACGAUGUGUUAGUGAAGGUUAUUCCUGAAUCGGUCACAGGGUCCGAUCUGAGAUCCUCUGUGAUCAACUCAUCUUCUGCUAUCCUUGCCGCUUCAGUCUCAACGACAAUAACUGCUCCGUUCGAUGCGAUCAAGACUAGAUUGCAGUUGACCAAGGAAACAUCGAUCUUAAAGACGACAGGAAUUUUGCUUCGAGAAGACGGCGGGGUGUUCAAUCUUUUCCGGGGUCUUUCGUUGAGAUUCGGAAGAAAGGCCUUGAGUGCCGGUAUUAGCUGGUGUAUUUAUGAAGAGUUGAUCAAAAGCGAUUUCUCCCAGUGCCGGUUGUUCAAUAAAGAGCGCUUGGCAUAG
Molecule: messenger RNA, 1062 nt
Organism: Scheffersomyces stipitis CBS 6054
Lineage: Eukaryota; Fungi; Ascomycota; Pichiomycetes; Serinales; Debaryomycetaceae
Exons: 2
Coding region: 61-1062 (333 amino acids)
Biological process (GO): glycine import into mitochondrion
Cellular component (GO): mitochondrion; mitochondrial inner membrane
Molecular function (GO): glycine transmembrane transporter activity
Source: RefSeq, a predicted model, not a curated record